This is a messenger RNA of Porites lobata, 12087 nucleotides long. The record is from the annotation of a GenBank genome assembly. NCBI's taxonomy places the organism in Eukaryota, Metazoa, Cnidaria, Anthozoa, Scleractinia, Poritidae.
AUGAAAUCCGUGGAGAAUAUUUGUCUCAUCGUGGCAUUCGUGAUUAUGGCUAUUAUGGACCUUGUUGGAAACACACUGGUGAUUCUAGUGAUUCGUUUAAACAAGUCCAUGAGAACACCUAUGAAUACGCUUUUGCUUAACUUAGCCGUUGCUGAUAUGGUGGUAGCAGUGAUUGUCACAAUACAGUUCGUCAUUGGGCCAACAUUCGAACACCCAUCUGGAACAACAGGCUUGUUGCUUUGCAAGCUUAUUACAGGAGGACCGAUGUCUUGGUCAGCAGCUGCAGUAUCUGUGUUUACCCUGGUUGUAAUUUCCAUCGAAAGGUGAAUUUUGUUUGUUUUCCAACUAAAUAUGAGUUGGCAAAAUAGAUACAGUGCUACAAAAACGUGGCGAAAUCUUUUAGACGCGCUAAAGAUUUACACCUUUAUCAAUCUUAAUCCAACUGUAAUGCCUCUAUACUAUAUAUUUGGCAACGGUUACUAACGUACCAAGAAAAAGGACUUGAACAUGUAUUAAAACAGGAACAAACAUAAUUUAGCUAAAUUAAGUUUUUAGGCUUGUAGUAAUGAUUAAUUCAGGUCAUUUCCACAUUAGACCACAUACGUUUUAAUUGCCCCACUGAAAAACUUCAUAUUUCCAGAUUUAAGUUUACAUCAUAAAAGCAUGUUCCUCUUUUGAAAUGAUAUCAGAAUCUAUUAUUUAAUUUGCAGGAAGGGUCACACAAGCUUAUAGGCAGUGAGGUUGCUCCAAUCUAAAGCGAGCGAGUAUUUGAGUCACUAAAGCAAAACAAAACCGCUUCAGGAUUAAACUUCCGUUCCUUGAUAAAACUGUUUCAAUUCUACCAGUCCAAUUUUUCUCCUCCUAGAUAAAAAUAUCGAUGACUUCACUUCAUUAUUGCAUCAUUAUGCUAUUUCAAUUUAUCAAUAGCUCAACUGGCUUAUAAAAGUCAAUAACCAUAACUUGCAGAACAACAAACUUAAAUACUCAAAUUACUGUGAUAAAAUUACGAUCGUGCAAUGGGCCUUUGUCACACGGCGGCCAUUUUGUCCCGAGAGACUAAAGUAGCUUUCUUUUACCUGUCUAGCCAAGCUCCCAAGUUUUUCACUGCGAGGUCGAGGGUGGUAAAACAAAGCUUUUUCAGUCUCUCGGGACAAUAUAGCCGCCGUGCGAAUAAGGCAUUGGCCAUUUGCACUAUGGCGUCAAUUUACUACUACGACCAGAAUCCUUUUCCAUUUUCCUUUCAUGUUUAAAUUUAAGAAAAGCCCUAAUUUGCACAAGAAAGUUAAAAACUGUAGGAUUCUGUUCGUACUAGUCGAAUGGCGUCAUCAUGUAAAUGGCCUGUGCAAUUGUCUAAUUUUCACUCAGUGCCCGGAUUUAUCUAGUUAUUUAUUUGUUUUUCAAAUGAACAAGACAUAAUUUGUUCCACUUUCACACAGAUUAUACUUCUCCGUUCUUUUUCUUUUAUUCUUUUGUUUAAGAUAUCACGCAGCAGUAAAGCCGCUGGCUAGCCGUUCAACACUCACGAAAACCAAGCUGAAGCUCAUUAUCUUUGGUUGCUGGUUCUUUGGUUUCUUUUGGAAUAUUCCUAAUUUUGCUGUCAAGACUUAUAGGGCGGAUCUAGAGACCUGCGGUGAGCAGUGGCCCUGUCAGAUCUUUCCAAUAGUUUACAGUUUUGGGUGGAGUGUAGUGGCUUGAAUCGCACCCAUCAGUUUAAUGAGCUAUCUUUACUCAAGAGUGGUUUACAAACUGUGGUGUGAGGUGACGCCAACUGUACCAUCUACAUCACUGGUAUGCACUACUGAACAACAAACUGUUCUGACAAAUAAGCCAAUUCAGCCACUAUAGAAAACAUUGCCCAGUGAAGACCUACAGUAAUAGAUCAAAACAUCGCCUUUACUGAAAUAAGACCAUAAUGAGACAAACGAAAACCUUUCAUACCAAAACAAAAUCUGAAAAUGAUUUACGCUGGUGUUACCAAAAGCUUGUUUGCUUUAGCUGGUUCUAUCCCUAUCCAUUUCGAUCUCUUCAUCCCGUAUAAAGACAUGCAGCCGCAACAAAACGUUGCCAAUCAAACCUGUCCUGUCAGUGUUAGCCACCGUUUUGCCCAGUGUUAGAUCGAACUCCACCGGCUCUUUCAUCACUGUUCUCUGCCAAGUGGUUUUUCACCAUCCUAUUUUCCUCUUUCCAGUUGGAGUCCAUCUCAAAGCACCUUUGGGUACCUUGUCACUGGGCAUCUUUAUGACAAGACCAAGCCAUCGCAGCCUACGACUGUGAUUCUUGAUUCUUGAUCUGUCUUCUUACGCAUUUUCUCAUUAGUAAUCUUAUUGGUCCUUUGGAUAUUACAGAGGCAGUAGUUAUGAGAGAUAUCGACCUUUUUCAUAUCUCCUUUCCUUUCUCUCCAGCGCUCAGAGCGAUACUAAAAGACAAACUUGAGAUUCCUGUUGUAAAGCCUGAUCUUAGUUUUGGGGCUGUUUUGCUUAGACGCCCGGAUGUUGCACCUCUGGCUUUGUUAGGCGGGACCAACAGCCAUAAUGAGGCCAUGAUUAUGGUUUUUGGCGGGACUUCGUAUCUUUAUGGGCACCCUUUUUAGCUCUUUUUCCUACUAAUAAGGCUUCCAAGAUAGGUAAAAGUUUCAAUGCACUCCAGUUCCUCCCCACUGAUGGUGAUUGGGAGUGAUGUAGAGGCAUGUGCGUACAUCAACCUAGGUCUUUCUAAGGUUGAUAAACAGACCUUGAAAAAUUCCUUAGUUUGUCACAUCUUUUCUAUAGAUGGCUAAGAGCGGCCGAAAUGACUGCCAGAUCAUCGGCAAAGUCAUGGUCUUCCAAAUGUGAGCACAAGGUCCACUGGAAUCCAAGGAGACCGUCUGAGGUUGCUUCAAGCAUCAGCCAGUUGAUGGCUACUUGAAAAAUAAAACCCUGUCUUUCUCCAGACUUGACGGUGAAUGACUCUGUCGGAGCAUUCUCCAAGAUGACACUACAUUCAUAGUGUUCAUAAUUUCCCUAUGAUGCAAACAAUGUUAGGUGGUCAUCCGCAUUCCCUCAGGAUCCUUCAAAGACUCUCUCAUUGAACACGUACUGUCGAAAUCUUUCUCAAAAUCAAUGAAGCUGAUUAAAAGGAAACAUUCUACUCAGUGCAUUGUUCAACAAUGUUCCGGAUAGCAAAAACUCGAUCUAUGCAGCCUCGGCCUUUGCGAAAUCUGCCCUAUUACUGCCUCAACUCUGGAUCUAUGGCACUGUCAAUCAUUUUGAGAAGUACUCUACAGAAGACCUUGCUGGGGAUGGACGUAGAUGUCAUACCCUGUCAGUUGCCACAAUUACUGAGAUCCUCCCUCUUUGGGAUCUUAAAUAUAAGGCCAAUGAACCAGUCUUUAAAAAAGACUUCACGAUUCCAGAUCUUAGCAAAGAGCUCGGUCAGCACUAAGGACGCAGUGAUGGUAUCUUCUUUUAGUUAUUCUGCUUGAAGCGAAUCAAUUUCUGAAGCAAUUCAACUUGGGCCAGAGAGGGUGAGUCAGUGUUAAUGUUGAGAUCGUUUUAAGGGUCAUCAGGCUCUGACAGGUUACGCACUUCUUUGGAAUGCUGAAUCACUCUUUCAGCCUUUUCCCCUUUCAGAUGUUAUCACUUUCCCUUCCUUAUCUUUAACUGGCUUGGUGCAGGUGUUACUUUGUCCACUUAACUGAGUAGUGAUCUCGUACACAGUGUUGAGGCCUCCCUUAGCUGCAGCCUUCCUUGCUUCACUAGCUAGCUCCUCCACACCCCUGGAAUGUGCCUUAUCUUUCCCUGAGAAAAAGGAUAGUCGAGCCAUCGCGUGUCACUCUAUACCUCCAGACCAAGUCCAUCGCGAACAUGGUGUGCACAUUCCAUGCUCCAAUGCAGAUGGUAGUUCGGGUUCCCGAAAAGCUCUGAUUCAAAUUCCGGACUUCCUGAGUUGGGCUUUUAUUCAGAAUUGUCAUGGAGCCACUUUUUUCGUUAGAGUUUGCUAGCUAGUUUCCUGGACCCAGCGUUUCUGUGGAUAGUGUUGUUGCAGUUUUGGUAACAAGUUGUUGUUUUGUUGGGUGGGUUAUCUAGGCCCAUACACAACCCCCAACAUGUUAGGACCAGGCGCUGCUUUUAGUUUGUCCUUUCAGGUCUUGUGUAACCAGCCCGUCUUGGUUGGACCUGCCUGGAGCUUAGGCCUCGCCUGUAAUACAGCAUUGCCAUUACGGCAGGCAAGCUCCCCCAGCACGAGAAGGUAACAGCGCGCCGGAUAUUAAAGAAACUGCCAAAUUUAUCAUAAUUCUAACAGUAGGAACUGUCACAAAAUUCAGUUGAACAUUAAAAAAAGGCCGUUCAGAACUUAACAUGAAAAAAAGGUAUAAAUAAAAAGGCAAAUACAAAAGAAGGCACAAAUGACCAAACUUGAGGGAGAUUAAAAAGGAUUCUAGUUCAAUUAAGAGUUUUGAAAACCUGUCAGCCUAAAAAGUUUUUUUAAGUUCAUGUUUGUUCUUUUUAACGUUUGAUAUACGGCUGGGGAAGCAUAUUCGUUUGACCGAAGGCUGGGAUUUUUUCGUCCUUUACCAGUUAUUUCUAUUUAACAAAUACGAAAACGUAAUGAUGUUAAUAAACUGAGCUACAAAGCCGUGAAAAAAGCCUCUUCAAAUGUCGGAUCAUGAACUGAUUGUAACCAAGGCUAUCUGUUUGGUGCUGCUCACCAACGGAUGUCAGCGAUGCUUUAAGAAUUAGCUCCUUCUCACCCUGAGGGAAUAUAGCACAAACAUGGUCAUAAAUCAGAUGUGAAUGCUGUCGGGUUGUUCUUAAUGUCGACUGGAUGCGUGACAUUAGACACUGAUCCAAAUCCCUCUUUUGCAGAGAAAAGCCACAUUAAUAAAAAAGAAAGCUACUAUGGCGGUGAUAACGGUUAGUAUAAUCUACACCAUUUGUUGGGUGCCAGUCUGUGUGAUGUACUGCUUGAUACAAUUGCCACCAAACUUGAUGAGACUUAGCUACCAACACAAAGUCACCAUACUUCUGGCCAUGUUCAACGCCAGUGUUAAUCCAGUGGUUUAUAGCUUCACCAGUGCACAGUUUAGACAACAUGUCAUAAACCUGUUUCGAUGUAAAUGCUGUCGCGUUGUUCCCAAAGUCGACUGGACGCGUGACAUUAGACACUGGAGCCCCAGUUCCCCAGGUCAACCUCAGGGAAUACCAACAACGUACCAAGAGACGGUCAGAAUAUUUACUUUAUAGCACUUGUGGUGAAAACAAAGAGGAAAAUAAGUGAUUUCUUGGUUAUAAGAAAGGAAAACUACUCCUGCCGAUUAUCGGAAAAUGACGGUGUCCAACAACGAAGCCCUUACUACUUUGGACACUGUACACAAAUGAACUUAAUGUCUUUCAGCUUAAAGAUUAUUUAUCAGCUACUUUGUUCUCCUACUUACGUACACUUGUGUAAAUGCCUCAUAUAGUGUGAAAUAAAGAAAGAUUGAUUGAAACAAUACCGCUCCGUGUCAGAGAAAACGAAUUAAAGAAACUACAAAUUUUGUAAGCGUAACUUACAUCCAAUCCGCGAAAAUAAUUUUCCCCGAAUUCCCACCAGUGAACCUGCUCACAGUUUACAUACAACCACUCCAGAGUGAUAUCUGUGCAUUUCCAAAAAGAAUUAGUCGAGAGAAUUUCAUAAAAUUUCAUAGUAUUUUGCCUUUGUUGAUCAUUUCAGUGAUUUUCGUAACCUUUUCUCUUGAUAGGACUUAAAAGAUUAAAAAACUCAGCCUACUCUCUUCCAAUCACCACCCAGCCCUCACCCCUCCCCACUUGAAAAAAUGUUCUGCCAUCCCUGUAAGUACAUACUAGAGGAACCAUACAAGAUAUCUACAUAACAGCAUAAUCCAAGAUUGUUUCUAGAGACAGAAUUUGUGCCAUUUUUGUGACACAAACUAGGAUGUUGGAAUGCUUGCUUUUGCUACAAAUUCGUAGCUAUUCGCUUUAAAUAUUCAUUAGGUGUUCCCAGGGCAGGGAUGUCACUAACAUUUUAAGUUGCUGGGUAAAUACAACAAUUAGGAGGGGAAUAAAACAGCUUGGGAUAUCUUUGGGAGUUAUGUUUCUUCUAUUUUCGACCUAUGCAAUUAGCUGGGGGCCACAUUCAUAGAAGCCGGAGGAAAUACUAUGCCCCGACCUAUUAAUGACAGCCCUAUGUUCCAGUAAGGUAUUAAUAAUGAUGACAGUGACGAAUUCUAGAUCUCACUUUGCUAACAAACUUUCGGGAUUCCACUGCCCCUGUAGGAAAAUUAGAUGCAUUGAAUGGUAGUAUUAGGUGCAAUUUGAUGCCCAUAAAGGGAACAGACCCAUGUGUCCACAUUAAAGAGGUGCCCAUCACAGUUUAAACGAGUCGUCCAUGCAGGUCAAUCCAAAUCUUCACUGCCCUAUAGGCGAAAGAUCGUUGCCCCGAAGCUGUUUUGAAAAGUGGGAUUUCGGGGCUGCUACAGUUGCGCGUCAACCUGUCGUGAAUAUUUGCUCUCUGUAAUAAGUUGGAGCAAAGGUAACCAGGUGCAAGAUUAUAAUAGCAUUUGAAAGGCAUAACAGCGUCUCUAAGGUAUAACUGCUGUUCAACAGGGAGCCAGUUAAGCUGACAUAGAAGCAGGUUUACAUGGUCAAAUUUUCUCGAUCCAAUAAUUAUCUUUGAAACAAAGUUCUAAAUUGACUGAAAUUUCUUUAAAUUAGAGGUGGAUGUAUUCUACCAGACUGUGGAACAAUAAAACAUCUUACUGAACACUAGUGUUGUGAUCAUUAUUGAAAGUGUUUCCUUAUUGACAAUGUUUUUAACUCAAUUGAUUUGAACUAACUUAGCUAAGCAAGAUGAGACAAACUGAGAGAUAUGAUUAUCAUAAGUGAGAUGUGAGUCUAAUAUCACGCCCAGGUCCUUAGCUGAGGUUAAGGGAGUCAAGGUCUUACCAAGGAAUAACACCAUUAGGCUAGUAAGCUGUCAGCCCAUGAGUUGCUUAGUUCCAAGAAGCAUAAACUUCGUUUUGUCUGGGUUGAUUAACAGGUGGUUUUCACAACACCAAGUGGUUAACGCGAUGUUAGUGCUUCCCAGUCGAAAUGAUAGAAAUAGCUUAGAGUUGUCAACGUACGACUCCAGACAACAUUAUUGUGGCGCAUUAGUUAGGUCAUUCAAGUAAUGCAGAAGAGUAAAGGUGAUAAAAUGGCACCCUGUGAUACCCCAUGGGUGAUUGGUAGCGCAUACUGCUGUAUGAGGUAUGUACAGUAUACAGCUGUUUGAAGAAAGGUUGUCAGAAGAAAUGCACAUGCAACAAUCCCAAAAGGUAAUAUGGGAUAUGAUCAAUACACUGUUUGUAACGACUGAAGCUGUUAAACCUACGUUUGCUGCUUUCCUUUAGUACUAGCAAACAGGUGUGAGUGGCCUCGCGUACCAUUCUUUCAAAUUUCUUUGAAGAACAGAGCCCUCAAAGUCACCCACAAUACCUUUCGGGAUUGUCGCGUGUACUUUUUCCGACAACCUUUCUCAAAAUAGCUGUAGAUCCAAUACGAACUGCUUGAGAGUAGCCUGACAAAUAGCUCUUGAACCACUUUAAUGUAGCAGAUGAUGCGCCCAUAGCGGAGAUCUUGUAAAGCAAUCGAUCAUGAACAAUUUCUGUCAAAAGCUUUUGAAAAUCGAGCAGAAUCAAAGCAGUGAUUUUUUUUCUGGUCUACGUCCUUCAGUAUAUGGGCAAAUGCUACAAGUAUUAAUCCACUAAUAAAAAUAAAAUGAGUUACAGUAUAAUUUUUGAGAAACAAGCUUAUUAAGUAGUGGUGUGCCAAACAUUCACUAUAAUGAUCAUUGAUCGAAAUCUUCACACAAAGUGAUGAUUGUGGGGAAGGUUCAAUCAAUUAUCAAGGGAAAAAAAUAUUUGUUGGCGAAUUAAAGCAGGCAGUGAAAAAACUUUGAGCUACUACUCCACAAUCAAAAUGUUAUGUUCUUUGAAUUGUGCAAAGGUAAAAAAAUAAAUGGAAUGCACAGAGAUUUUUCUGAUUAUAAUCGAUGAUCAAUCAGGUGGGUCAAUCCAAUUAUCUUUGAAGAUCGAUUAUGAAAUCUCAACUAAUUCCCAACACUACUAUUAAGAUUGCUUUGCAAUACACAAAUAACAUGUCAUUAUGUAGCAUAAGUGUUAAGCAGUGUAUGAAGUAAACUCAUCAUUCAACUUUUGAUUUCUUUUCUUUUGGUUCAUAAUUGUCACCUUCGUCAUUGUCAUCAACAUUUUGCUCCUUGCUGUGGCCAGUACAAUCCUCACUAAUGUCUCCUUCUUCUUUAUCAGAGAGCAGCUCAGCCGGCUCCUUCAGUAGUUUUCCUGAAAUAGCUGAUCUUUCUGUACCUUUUCUAGCAUCAGCAUGGAAUAAAACAUCCCUACAGUUCUUUGUGAUGGCUGCUUUUGAUUGUUCCUCCUUCAAAUUAAACAAUAACCCGAGAUUAAUGAUAUCAUAAGGCCCGCGAAAGUCAAGCUCGUUUACUGCCCCACUUGAAAUAAUAAUGUUCUUUCCUUUUGCAAAAACAACCAAGUCCAAAGCCGUAGAAAUUAGAUUUUUUCUCUGGGACGAGUCUCUUAUUGCAGACGAAUAAACAAUCUCAAAAUGUAUUCCUCGCUCAUUUGCUGCAUUUACUGUAGGGAAUUUCAAGUAGAAUGGAAGGCGUUCUGUCAUGUCGAGUGAAAUUAUAUCAACAUCUAGCGUUUUACAAGCUUGCUGGAAAGCUUCUCUGUAGCCGGUUGAACUGCUAAGAUAUCAUGGGAUUGAACGGGAUCACUGGACAGUUGAUGCACCUGGCUUUGGUCGUCUAGCUGUACAGUUAACCGUGUAUAAACUUUCAAUCGUGGGUUGAUUUUCUUCAUAUCUUUUAUCGCUGGGUAAUUACCCAAGUUGACUGGGGUCAGUUUAGCGGCGCCCUUUCUUUCUUUUUUCACUGUUUCAAGGUGAAAGGUUCGUCAAGAGCCAUUAUGGCUCUUGUCUUAGCGGAUUAGUCCAUUGUUGUGCCAUUGACUUUCAACCAUGAUCUUUUCACCAGAGGAGCCGUAAUAUUUUCAUCAAUACUGCUUUUGUUAAAGAAUUGCUUCAUACAUGCGAGGCUAUGUUUUCGGCAUAAAACGGGUAAAUUGGUAGAAAAAUACCUCCAGUUUCUGAAGCGUAAAUAUUGUCUAUUUUAUUUCCCGUUAAACCGUACGAAAGGAACGUUUUAUUAUCCCUGUGAUCAGAGGGCCACAAGUUUAUCCGGAUCCUAUUUUACCCUCUCUAAAUAAGCGGUCUACACGCCUGCCCCCGCUCUCUUUUUUUCUAUCGACAGCACUGAAUCCUAAGCCAUACUUGAGUUCAAAUGAGAAAAAACUUACCAAAAAGUAAACUUUGAUGUGAAAUUACAUAAGUGCUUUCUCUUCUUUUUGCCUUCUUUUUAAACUUGAAGGUAUCACGUUUCUCUUUAUUUGCACACCCUGCUAGCCGAGGUUUCUUUCCGGCAUGGUCAGUUAAUUUUAUUUAUGCGAAGUCUUUUGCCUCAUUGAUAUUCAGGUAGUUCCGCUUGCUCGGCGCAGCGACGCGAACGAUUCUGCACACGCUAAAAGUGUAGGUAACCCUCAUGAGUGUUGUCGUAAAGGGUUUUACAGUCAAGCCAAGUCAAGCGUACCCCCCAAAAUUCCAUUAAUGAAUUUAUUAUUUGAAAGUUGAGACCGUUGGCAGUUGUAGAUUUCAGAUUCAUCUCUACAUUCUUGCAUGCGUAAUGAGCCGUGAAUUCACACGCGAUUCAGUUACAAAAUUUCCACCAGCUCAGUUUCCCUCAAUUUGGCUGUGUAUAAAAGUGGGACGGGGACAAGGGGACAAGGACAUCGGGACGCGUGUGUGGGGACUUGGGACGUGGGGACGCGAGACGAGGGACUUGAGGACAUCAACUAUGGGACUCGGGGACGUGAGGGACGGGGACGCGGGGACGUCAAAUACAGGGACGCAGGGGAGGCGGGAUGUGAAUGAUUAUUGCAAAAGUCGCAGGUAAAUGCGAUAUCAGUCACUUUCCUCGUGAAUAUGUUUUGGUGAAAGGAAACCCACCCUGCCCUCCUUAGGGUUCCUCCAUGCCUUUUUACGAAGAGAAGACUCGGCGAAGACCCCCUGCAUUAAAGAAAGUGAAACCGUUGUCCUAGUCUUCUUGCUGAUGGAAUAUUGGAGCCAGUAGGGUAGGUUGGGUUGCGGUCGCCAAAAAUUAUGUAGAAUAACAGCAUUCGAUUCCAAAUAAAUAAAAAUUAAGUGGCAUUAGCGAGCUUCGAAUCCCGAAGUUCUAACUCCGAAAUCCAUCGCCUGUACCACUAAACCACGAGGGAUUCAACUAUUGCAGCAAUAUUUAUUUUGUUCUACAUUUUUAGUGGCAAACCUAACAGUAAAUGCUUGCUAACAGUACUUAAAGGUUGAUUUCCACCGACGCGUUUUUGGCUAUGCACGUUAACGCAAGUAAAUUUUAAUCACGUAAAUAAGAUAGGCAAGAUAUAAAUUGUCGAGAUUAAACGUGAAGUUGAGCGAGAUUCUACUUUUACGCUUACGUGCGGCCUUUCAGACAUUGCCUCUAUUUUAUGUGCGAACGUAAAUUUUACGCACGUAGGCAUGAAAAAAUUACGCGACAGUGGAAAUCAACCCUAAACCUGAUCACGAUAGUCAGUGGGCUUUUAAUACUUCGAUUAUAAAGAAAUAUUUUGUGUACACAUCAUAAGGUGUCCAAUGUGGUUUUGGAAGAUGGAAUCUAAUGUUGACCAUAAAUAACACAUUUCCACGAAGAAAGAGAUAUCGCAUUUACCUCCGACUUUUGCAAUAAUCAUUAACAUCCCGGGUUCCCUGCGUCCUAGUUUUUGACGUCCGUCCCCGCGUCCCCGCGUCCCAUACUUGACGUCCCCAAGUCCCUCGUCUCGCGUCCCCAAGUCCCAAGUCCCCACACACGCGUCCCAAUGUCCCCGUCCCCUUGUCCCCGUCCCACUUUUAUACACAGCCCCUGAAUUUGAUGUAAAUGUCUUCUAAGAAUUUUAAUUCAUUCAAAGAUUUUCAAUCUGACCAAAUACAGGCAAGUUCUCGUAAAUUAUUCACUGCUCCUUACGCAUGCAGUAAUUCCGAUUUGAAUUUGACACCAGUUACGGGAACGACUAACAGAUUCAUUUUUCAAAUAAUCAAUUCAUUAAUAGAAUCAUGGCGGGUACGCUUGACCUGUUUUGACUGUAAUCAGUUAAAUCCAAUUACUAUAUAUCACAAAUGCAACACAAAAAAAUAAUAAUAAUAAAGGAUAAGCCCGCCAGGAGGGUAGUGAGUACUCAAGAUUAGUACUCAGGUAUGAAAAAAGUUGAAUUUUUAUGUUACAUAAUAAAUUCUAGUCGUCCAGUUUUGAAUGUGCGUUGUAUGUAAAGUAGUACGUUGCUGUUUUUCAAAGAGGCAACACGAAGCAGAAAUGAUUGUGGGAGUGAAGUUGUAAACAAAAACAGAAUACAACAGGUCCUUAACGCAAUUAAAAUGUAAACUGACCUAAUGAUCAUAUACUUGCCAACUUUUUCUGAGAUAUAAGCGUGAGAUUUUUAUCCUGGGAGUGCUGGGAUUUUUGAAGACGACACGAUCAUUUCCGAAGAUUCCCGAAGAAGUCCGAAGUCUUCCGAAGAAGUCCGAAGUCUUCCGAAGACGUCCGAAGUCUUCUGAAGACGUCCGAAGUCUGCCGAAGGCGAGCUCGCUCCCAGUGCUUUUCACUUCAAAAAUCAGAGAUCGCGAGGAAGGUAUUGUCAUUUAUUCAUUUUACACAUGGUUUUCAUUCCUUACAUGGGUCUGAGUAACCAUAUUUUUGGAAAUUGUGUCAAGCAAGACGGCAACAACUCACAUUUUUCAAUCAGGCGUGAGAAAAUUGGCCCGCAGGCGUGAGCCGGCGUGAGAUCGAAGUUUUCAACCCGCAGGCGUGAGAGUUGGCAGGUAUAUGAUCAUUGUAUCUCUUCGUUUGAAAUACAGGUGUAUUGUCUGGGGUGUUGGAGAAAAGAGAUUAAGUUAUGUCAAACUGGCCAUGAAAGAAAAAUCAAGUUACGAGUGGGAUGUUCAAGGUAUACCGCUCGAAAGCAUUAUAUAA